AUGGUCCAGUGGAUGUUACAUAAUGAUGUGGAUGUGGAUCAAUGUAGAGAUACUGGGGCAAGUGGACUGUUCAUGGCAAGUCAGGAAGGGCAUACCGAUAUAGUAACGUUACUGUUAGAGAGGAAUCAUGAUGUAAAUGUAUGUACCAAUGAUAACUGUAGUCCUCUGUUACAAGCAAGUCAAAACGGACAUACUGAUAUAGUAAAGUUACUGUUAGAGAGAAAUCCUGAUAUUAAUUUAUGUGACAAGGAUGGUAAAAGUCCUCUGUUAAAGGCAAGUACAUAUGGACAUACUGAUAUAGUAAAUUUAUUGUUAAAGAGAAAUCCUGAUGUUAAUCUAUAUAACAAGAAUGGCUUUAGUCCUCUGAUAAAGGCAAGUCUGAAUGGACAUACUGACAUAGUAAGAUUACUACUAGAGAGGAAUUCUUAUCCAUGUGACAAUACACCACUGGGUACUUCAUGUGUCAAUAACAACAUCAGUAUCAGUAACAGUCCGAGUCUUGUCCAGUCAUUAAUGAAACAUAAACCAGACGUUAAUGCCCAGACAUAUGAUGGAGGUAAUGCUUUAUAUUUCAGUGCAUUUCAUGGAAACCUAAAGAUAACAAAGUUACUGUUGGAGAACGAUGCUGACUGUGAUAUAUGUACGUACAGUUUCAAACCGAUUUAA
Messenger RNA from Mytilus trossulus (common blue mussel), 666 nucleotides. RefSeq names its product ankyrin repeat domain-containing protein 29-like. The transcript has a single exon. Lineage: Eukaryota; Metazoa; Mollusca; Bivalvia; Mytilida; Mytilidae. The record is from RefSeq and is a predicted model, not a curated record. Gene Ontology annotation, molecular function: protein binding. Bases 1 to 666 code for a protein of 221 amino acids.